UAAAAACUGUUUCCAAUCUCAGUAUGAGACUGAGAUCACAAAAAGUAACGACGACGCACUCGGAGAAGCCGAGAAGAAGUAGCCGAUCGACCAGCAAAGCUAAAUCUGGAAGAACACGUUUGUCUGCGGCUAAAAGUCCUGGACACGAUGAGUUAAGAUUAAGAAGAAGAAGAUUAAGCAAGUCUGAGACGAAGCAAGGCAAGAUAAUGUCUUAGAAAUGGAGGGAAAGCUGAUGAUUGCAAACUCAAAUCCCACAGCCCCAGUGUGAUGAUAUUUUGGCAUCAAACCUAACAAGCUAGCAGAGACAGUGGAGAACAGCUCUUGUUACUUCAAUGACGACAUUCCUACCAUGGCUAGGCAGCCCCGGCUUCGUACUCAAGCCAGGAUGAAAGCAGUUGCCGUGGAUGACAGCGAGAUGGCCUUCAAGACUCCUUCCAAAUCGAUGCUGUGUCACUCCAAGGUUCUGUCUGAGAUUGACCAGAAGACUCCACCCAAUGCCACAGCUAGAAACAUCUACUCGCCUAUUGUGCGAUUCUUUACACCAACCAAAGAGAAUAUGAAGUGUCCACAUCCAGGUAGCACUGUGCUAAUGAGUCCCGAACAUGGUGUUUUUGGCUACAGCUCCAUUGACCUCCUGGUUGGACAAGAUGACAAUGAUGUCUUUUGUCCCUUCAACUUCAUGAAAAGCAUCCCACCCCAUUCCAAACACUGUCAGACCAGAUUCAGAGACAUUGCCCCCAAGACCAGGAGCACGCCAGAGGCCACACUUGUUGUGGACUUGGAAGAGACGCUGAUGUUUAGCUCUCUGAAUGUGAUUGAGGAUGCAGAAUAUACAUUCAAUACCAAAUUUCAAGAUCACCAGUACAAGGUUUAUGUGGUCCUUCGGCCACAUGUGAAGGAAUUCCUUUUGUCUGUAUCAAGGGCAUAUGAGUUGUUCGUGUACACAUGUGCUAAGAAAGAGUAUGCAGAAAAGAUCCUGGACAUUCUGGAUCCACAGAGGAAACUGUUUCGGCACCGUCUCUAUCAGGAAGAUUGCGUCUGUCUCCUUGGACACUACAUCAAGGACCUGAGUGUGAUAAGUAGAGAUCUUGCCAAGACAGUGGUCCUGGACAACUCCCCACACACAUACCCAUACCAUCUGAUGAACACAGUCCCCAUUAAGGGCUGGUCUGGAGACUUAGACGACCGAGAGCUCCAGAAGCUGAUCCCUUAUAUGGAAAAACUGUCAGCAGCGGAGGAUUUUCGGGAGGUGUUAAAGAAGAGAAAGGAUCACUUUCACAGACUGCUGUCAGAGGACUGACAUCAUUCUCCCUGUUCACUGCUCGUCCCUUCAUUGUCCCAAUAUCAGCUAAAAUAUCCCCUUACGUGGUGACAACCGACCUCAUGAGUUUCCUGAUUUUAGAAAGUGGCAAUUUAUUCCAAACAGGCCACCAAUUGCUUCCAAACCUUGUCUUGCUCCCCAAAGACUCAUUCCUCUUGGUUUAUAAGGUUGAUGUUGGAAGCUGAAACCUAAUUAUUCUUCACUUAUAAUUUAUUGUAUUAUGAAUUGCUUUUAUCCUAUUGUCUCUUCAUGAUUUAUUUUAAAUUAAAUAAAGAAAGUGUCAUUUCA
Synchiropus splendidus (mandarinfish) is the source of this 1609-nucleotide messenger RNA. It is a transcript of the gene ctdspl3, whose product is annotated as CTD (carboxy-terminal domain, RNA polymerase II, polypeptide A) small phosphatase like 3. The coding region runs from base 350 to 1300 and encodes 316 amino acids. NCBI's taxonomy places the organism in Eukaryota, Metazoa, Chordata, Actinopteri, Syngnathiformes, Callionymidae. Gene Ontology annotation, molecular function: phosphoprotein phosphatase activity. The record is from RefSeq and is a predicted model, not a curated record. The transcript has 12 exons.